AUGGGUGUCCGAGAAGCUGGCCGUCAGUUUGGUGUUCCCGAAGCUACCUUGAGACGCAGAAAGAAGAAACGAGAUAUUCACAGUCAUAAUCUAGGCCCCUCGUCUGCGCUGGGUCCUAAAAAUGAAAUGAAAAUUGUAAGCCAUAUUAAGAAGCAAAAGCAUGGAUUUGCUCCAUCCAGAUCUUUUGUGCGCUCCAUGGCUUUUCAGUUAGCAGAACAGUUGAAGUUACCGCACAAAUUUAAUAGGGAAUCCUGCAAGGCAGGUUAUCCAUGGCUAGAAUCAUUUUUACGACGGAAUAAGGAACUUACAAUAAGAAAGUCUGAGAGUGUUUCAACGGCGCGUUCAUUGACGAAACGGGUUUUACAAUUAAACACCCGUCCUGAGCACGUCAUCGCUGCUAAAGGUUCCAAGAAUGUUGUGUCAAUUUCAUCUGCGGAAAAAGGGGAAACAAUUUCCGUUAUUGUAUGCUGUAAUGCUGAAGGGGCAUUUAUUCCUCCCACGGCCAUAUUUAAAGGGAAGAACAAAAAACCUGAAUUUCAAGACGGAAUGCCGCCUGGUUCUAUCGUUUAUAUGUCGGAAAAAUCCGCUUAUGUUAAUAAUAUCAUCUUUUUCAAUUGGUUAAAAGAACAGUUUGUUCCUCGUAAACCAACAGGGAAAGUGUUGUUGCUGCUAGAUGGCCAUUCUUCCCACUGCAGUAAUGUGGAGAUGUUAGAAUAUGCAGUUGAAAACGAUGUUAUUUUGUUUUGCUUACCGAGCCACACCACACAAUUCCUGCAGCCUUUGGACAGAGGUUUCUUUAAAUCGUUCAAAGCAUUUUAUUAUGAAGCAAAUCCAGGAAGACGUAUUACAAGGCUCCAAUUUGGAAAAUUACUGGGUUCUGCCUGGGAGAAGUCAGCGACAAUAAAAAAUGCAGUACCGUAA
Photinus pyralis (common eastern firefly) is the source of this 921-nucleotide messenger RNA. RefSeq lists its product as uncharacterized. Gene Ontology annotation, cellular component: nucleus. The transcript has 2 exons. NCBI's taxonomy places the organism in Eukaryota, Metazoa, Arthropoda, Insecta, Coleoptera, Lampyridae. The record is from RefSeq and is a predicted model, not a curated record. Gene Ontology annotation, molecular function: DNA binding. The coding region runs from base 1 to 921 and encodes 306 amino acids.